Dunckerocampus dactyliophorus (ringed pipefish) is the source of this 7739-nucleotide messenger RNA. Its product is annotated as trichohyalin-like. Bases 2706 to 7238 code for a protein of 1510 amino acids. The record is from RefSeq and is a predicted model, not a curated record. NCBI's taxonomy places the organism in Eukaryota, Metazoa, Chordata, Actinopteri, Syngnathiformes, Syngnathidae. The transcript has 10 exons.
UACGUCUUUGUGGAGCAGGUGCGCUGAGCUUACUUGUAUUUGUGCCUCAGUUGUGCUUAUUUGUUAGCGGACAUACAUGUACAGUAUGCUUGAAAGGCUUUUUUAAAGCGUAAAGUUACACACUUUAAUGAAAGGUGCCACUCUUAGUUCAACGACCCAGAGUUCAUUGUUGUGUUUAUUCGUAACUCAUUAACCAGCUCGUAAACUAGCUCAUUUUAUAACACCAAUUGUAUCAUUGUGGCCAUUUAAAGUAAAUUGAAGGUGGCUCUUGGUGAGCUUCUAAAUUCAAAGUUCAGCAUGAUUUUAGGACAUCAGUGAAACGAGCAACUCACAAGGCAAACAAAGAUAAAGGUCCUGAAAGGCCAAUAAGGCAACUGCUGCUUUCAGAACCAUUUCCUCAGCUCCACGGAUAAGCAUGAAUGUGUCUUGAAUACACAACCAGAAUGCUCACCUGACAGGUGCAGCUUUACCUGCCAGACAGCGUUUCUCACGCUUACCUGCGAAGAUGGGAUGCUAUUGAAGUGCUGCAUCUUCAGGUGUUAUACAGUCCCACCCCAUAAAGGCACCACCUCGACUAUAAAAGAAGAUUAGAUGUGAACAUUUCAAGUGGAAUCAGGGCAAGUUACUGUCGAUGCAAAGCAGCCAUUUUGUGUAUUGUGUGCAGCACGAAGACACAUUUUUCAAACCUUUGGGUGGGGAGACACUAGUUGAUGCAAAAGACUGACAGGUCAAACCAGAUGCUGCCUACAAUGCCUGGGGAAUUUGCUGCGCCACAUUUGGAAAAACCACUUUUCACUCACAGUGUAAACACAGCAGCACUCCUGAGGAUGCCUGCUAUUGGCCAAAAUGUUUCCAUGACUCUCAAAUUGAAUUAAUUAUCCAUUUUAAAAUGUAUUUUUAGAUGUACACCAAACCCUAAUCUAGCCACUUGGAUAGCCUUGUAUUUCAGCCUAACUUAGCAGAUACAAAUGGUUUGUGUAGUGAUAAGCUCUUUUGCAUUCAGUGUUUUUAUGCGAGACCUUACAGUAUAAUUUUCUCAUUUUGUGCAUUCACACUUUUCUUUCAUAUUUAAAUCAAACUUUUAAUUGUACAGAAACACGCUGCCAGCACACCCAUAUUACCAACAACAGAGGAGAACUUAGUACAGUGGAACCUCAGUUAGUGUCCGCCCUGGUUAGUGGGGGUUUUUUUGGUUAACGUCGAUUUGCAUGCAUUCUCCGGUUAGCGUACAGUAUGGCGCACGUCUUGUUGUGUUAUUAAUACGCUGCGUGAGUCCAUCUGUGUUCUUCAUAUACUGUCUAUAUAUUUUUAAUCAGAAAAUUAGCAUCCAAUUAGCUAACGACCAAAAUGGCAACCAGACGCUGGAAGUUAUGUCGACAGCGGUUAACGCUCCAAAAUGUUAACACAAAACACAUUUUUAGAGUUUUAUAAUUAAAUUUUUAUUGCAUAAAAUAAUUCUAAAUGCAUAUAAAUGAACAUAAAAGGUUAUUUUUACCUUCAUUAAAGGCUACUGUUCCCAAAGACAUGAUGUGGCAGCAAGACACCAAACAGGCACCAUUUUGUCAUGACUUAUUUCUUGAAUUCUAUAGUGUUUCUCACCUUCUUUAUCAACUUGCUGGCACUUGAAACUUUCUUUGGCUUCAUUUUGGGUUACAAUAUUGAGGUGAGGAACACUAUUGAAUUCAAGAACCAAAUCAUGACAAAACAGGAAGGUGGUGGGGGUCGAUCAUGUCUUUGGCAACAGUCGUGAAGAAGUUAAAAGUAACCUCAAAUGUUCAUUUAUCCUUUUCAUUCGUCAUGUAUAUGUAUUUAUAUGCAUUUGGAAUUGCUUUGUGAAUGUCAAACAAUAUUUGUAAAACUAUAAAAAUACUGUAUGUUUGUGUUAACAUUUUUGGCUUUCUGGAACAGCUUAAUAUUAUUUACAUUAUUUCUUUUGGGGAAAAAAAUAUGUUUCAGUCGGACCUUCUGGAACGAAUUUAUGAUGUUAACAAAGGUUCUACUGUAUAUGUAUGACUAAAUGCCCUGUAGGCAGCUGAAGGAGCCCACUGCAUACAGUCCCAAUUUGAGAAGAGUCUCUCUCUACUUGUAAAUGUACAUCCUCAUGUGUGAUAGCCACGUGGCAUUCUGAUUAAAAAAAAAAAAAGGAAAUAACAAAUUGGGGAGCCAGCUCUCAUUUGAUGGCAAUCGGCUCUUCUGAUUCUCUACAAUGGACCGGCUUUUAGAGCCGGCUCUUUUACGCAUUACACAUUUGGCAUCAGCCUCUACUGUCGGGGCCACGUAAUUCAGGCCCAACAAGUUUGCUCCAUAAAGAGGUUGCAGAGGGAAAGGUACACCACUGGAGACAAACGUUUCUGUGCAAUAUUCUCAGCACAACAUAAUGAUCUUUGGGCUAUUGUUUCACAGUUGUACUCUUCUUGAUUAUGUAAUUUAUUUCCAAUGAUUGUAGUAAUAUUAAUUAAAUGCAUUAUGAAUGUUUCUCUUUUUGAAAAUGAGCACUGAAAUCUGACACACUGUGAAAUCUAAAAGCAAGAUGCAAGAUUUUGCAUUGUAGCAAUUAGUUUGUCCAAGUGGCAAAGUUGUAAAAUGGCAGGAAAGGGUUGCCACAUACUUAAAUUAAAGUUGCAAGAUGGUACAAGACUAUUUUGAACUACAGAAUAUUUUUCGUACUACCAAUUAUACAUAAAACACAGAACCACGGAAAGUGAAUGGAGACUAGCAAAGAUCCGUUUUGUAAGAGAGUAAGAUUGCACUCCACUCUUAGCCUCUCUAUUAUUAUUAUUAUUGUUAUACAUCUUAUGAACUCUUACAGUAACACCUUUAUUUUCAAAUAUGAAAGAAAAAAGUUAAGCCACAAGUAUAAGACUAUCACAGUAGGAUGGCUUCAUGGCCUUUCAAAACAUGUGGACAGACCAGACUCAUUCAGCCUGCUUUGUAACCACUCAACUGACUUACCGUUUGUCAAAUAUCCAAUGAUGCAGAGCUCAGUUGAAACUUCGCAAGUUAUAAACGUCUCAAACUCCAAACCAGUUCUGCCUCCCAAGCCUCGACUUGCUCCCAAGCCCUUCUCAGUACAGAACACCACCGUUCACUCCAUCCAUUCCCCAAAGGCUGUUAGUGUGUCAUUCAAGGGAACAGCACCAUCCCAAGCUGGAAAGCCAGCAGCUCCAAAUGUCCUCAAACCCCCUUUGACCAGCCCAGCAACCAAACCACAUCAAGAAAAGUCCACCAGUAUUCCAACAAAAACAUCCAAGGAUGAAUCCAAACCUGUUCCAGUCAAGAAAGAUGUUACCAAAACAAACCACAAAUCAGAAACACAGAUUGUAACUAAUACAGAACUGAAUGUCACAAAGGAGGAAGUCAAGACUCAAGCAACCAAAAAGACAGAAGAAACACAGAGCGGUGAUUCCUCGAAAACCAAUGAAACAUUUCAGUGGGGUGGAACUAGGAAGCGUUUGUCCGUAGAGUUAACCUCAAAGUUUAAUUCUGGUGGUAUCCCUCGGCCUCUUGAACACAACAGAACCACAUCACUAAAGAAAGGAAAAGACCAUGCAAACCAGCCCAAAGCAAAAGUGCCAGAGCCAUCCAUAUCAGUGCACAAAGAAAAAGAUCAGGUCAACCAGCCGAAAGCGAAGGAGCCAGAGCCAACCCUAUCAGUAAACAAAGAAAAAGAUCAUGCCAACCAGCCCACAGUGAAAGUACCAGAGCCAAUCACACCAGAAGAUCAUGCCAACCAGCCAAAAGUGCCAGAGCCAACCACCACAGAAAAUAAAGAAGGUGGACUGACUGAGGAGUCCCAUGGUAGUAGCAGCAUCAAACGCAGGAUCAGUCUUCUCUUUGACUCGGCGUCAAAGCCAGAGGUGACGGUGAAGAGAGGGCAGCCCGAGUUUGGCAAGGAAACAGGUGCUGUCAAGGAACGAAUCAAAAACUGGACACUGGAGACCUGUUUGGAGGGUUCGACCGACCAGAAGUCACAGGUUGGAAGCCAAACGCAGACCAAUAGCUUAAUGCCUGCAACUGCUCCAACACCAGAAAAGACUCACAACCUGCCAUCUGUUGAUCAUCCGGGAUCAGCGACACAAUCUACAGAGUCUGUGGCUCUCUCUGAUGCAACUGAACAACCGCCAACAAAGCAACUCUACACAUCUGAGGGGUCGGAGCUGAAGACAUCAGCAGAAGAUGAUACUCAACCUUUGGCACCUGCUGAUGAGGCCUCCUCAUCUGAUGGUGUUCAAAGGCGCUUUGUUAAAUUUGGUGCCGUGGAAAGAGACGAUGGAGAACCUCCUCUUCCAGUGGGGUCAGAACCUGAAAGAAAAUCAAAUGAGGACGUCAGUCAAUCUGAAGGGAGUGCGCCUGUUUCAGGGCCCAGGCGAGUAGAAACUCCACAGAGGAAUGAUGAGGAGAUUAAUGAGGUGGAGAAACGCAAACAAUUGGAAUUUGAAAAAAAGAGAAAAGCAGAGGAAAGUGAAAAGGAAAGGCUCAAGUUAGAAGAGGAGAAGAGACAACAGCAGGAAGAGAGGGAGAAAGAAAAAUUCAGGCGGAGGAAGGAAGAAGAAGAGUGGCGUAGAAGGGAGGAAUUGGAAAGGGCGAGACAGAUUGAAGCGGAGAGGAGGAGAGCAGAGGAGGAAAAAAGAUUGAGCCUAAAGCAGGAAGAAGAGGAGAGACGGAUAAGGGAGGAACUGGAGAGAGAAAGGCUGAGGGAGGAGGAAGAAAGAAUGAGGUGGAAGAAGGAAGAAGAAGAGAGGCGGAGAAUAGAGGAACUGGAGAGGGAAAGGUUGAGGGAAGAGGAGAGAAGGAGGCAGGAGGAGAAAGAACGAAUAAGGCUGAAGAUGGAAGAAGAAGAGAGGAGGAGAAGGGAGGACCUGGAGAGAGAGAGGCUGAGGGAAGAGGCAAGAAGGAGAGAGGAGCAGGAGAGGGUAAGAAUGAGGCUGAAGAUGGAAGAAGAGGAGAGGAUGAGAAGGGAGGAACUGGAGAGGGAAAGGCUGAGGGAAGAGGAGAGAAGGAGGGAGGAGCAGGAGAGGGAAAGAAUGAGGCUGAUGAUGGAAGAAGAGGAGAGGAGGAGAAGGGAGGAACUGGAGAGGGAAAGGCUGAGGGAAGAGGAGAGAAGGAGGGAGGAGCAGGAGAGGGAAAGAAUGAAGCUGAUGAUGGAAGAAGAGGAGAGGAGGAGAAGGGAGGAACUGGAGAGGGAAAGGCUGAGGGAAGAAAGAAGGAGAGAGGAGGAGAAAACAAGAAUGAGGUUGAAGAUGGAAGAAGAGGAGAGACAGAGAAGGGAGGAACUGGAGAGAGAAAGGCUCAGGGAAGAGGAGAGAAGGCGGGAUGAGGAGAAGAGAAUGAGGCUGAAGCUGGAAGAAGAGGAGAGACAGAGAAGGGAGGAACUGGAGAGAGAAAGGUUCAGGGAAGAGGAGAGAAGGCGGGAUGAGGAGAAGAGAAUGAGGCUGAAGGUGGAAGAAGAAGAGCGUAAGAGAAGGGAGGAACUGGAGAGAGAAAUGCUGCGGGAAGAGGUGAGAAGGAGGGAGGAGGAGAAAGAAAGAUUAAGGCUGAAGAAGGAGGAAGAGGAGAGACGGAGAAGGGAGGAACUGGAGAGAGAAAGGUUGAGGGAAGAAGAGAACGAAAAAAUGAGGUUGAGGGUAGAAGAAGAGGAGAGGCGCAGAAGAGAGGAACAGGAGAGCGAACGGCUUAGAGAAGAGGAGAGAAGGAGAGAGGAGAAAGAAAGAAUGAGGCUGAGGAUGGAAGAAGAGGAGAGGCAGAAACAGGAGGAAUGGCAAAGAGAAAGGCUAAGGGAAGAGGAGACAAGGAGGGAGGAGUUGGAGAAAGGAAGAAUUAGGCUGAAGAAGUUAGAAGAGGAAAGACAGAGAAGGGAGCAACAGGAAAUGGAGAUGAAAGUGCAGCAACAAAAGGAAGAAAUGGAGAGACACAGAGAGGAGGCAAGUACAGAAGAGGUUAGUUGGAGAGAAGAAGAGAGAAGAAGGCAAGAUGAACUGAUGAGGAAGCAGGCACAUGAAAUGGUAGAGAAGCUUAGGAUGGAGGCAGACAGAAAAAGGGAAGAUAAGCGAAACAAGAGCCUGGUUGAUGAAACGGAGCCAUCUUUAAUCACCUUUGACUCUGGAGGUUUACCUCAAACUGCACACAGCCUCUUAACACGAACUGGGAGCGUUUACGAUAACUUUUCAGUCAGUGAGCCUAAGAUUCGGGUGGAUGUUGGUAAUUUUGAUGAUUUUUCGGUGAAGCCAAAGAGAUGGGGCUCGCCGUCUAAAGUAAGUUUGACCACACGGGACACAGUGGCGGAUGUGCAGAUACCCAUUGAUGUUGGCCCUCUGGAAAAAGAAGCACCAGAGAAAGUGAGGACACAAGAAGGCUUUAAGCCAGAUUCAGUCUGGAGAAGCCAUGAGCUGAAAAAGGAAGAGGAGCUGCUUGAACGGGAUGAAGAACCUCAGGUGGUGGAAGAUGAGGAAGUUCAAAUUCAAGAUAAUGCUGAGAAAGAGUGGGAGAGAAGAGGCAAAGUUCACAUACACAAGGAUCCUGUCCACAGUUAUGGUGAAGAUACUGCUGCUUUGAUAGACUAUGAAUCCGACAGGCCACGUACAGCCUAUGAAUGGAGAUCGAGAACUGACCGGACUGUUUUUCAUUCAAGUCCAAAGUCUUUCACCGAUGCACUUCCUGAGGUCUCACUUGAAGAGGUUGAUAAAACGGAUCCAGUGCUGUCUCCUUUCCCUGAGAGCUUUACCCCUCUGCUCGACACGAGUGCACAGAGAUCCAGGGCAGCUCUUAGCAAGAAGCACAGGCGAUCACGUCCAUCACGCUCAAAUCGCACAAGACCAGCUGUGGUAGAAACUCAGGACUGGAGGUUUUGUGACACAACAGAUGGAGAAGAAAGGGAGUCGGACUCUGAGGAGGAGCAGCCUAAACAAAGGGUAGCCUCCUCUCCUCCUGCCUACAGAAAGGUCCCCAUGUUGCCUGGCGUGAGCCCAUUAAGCCUCAUUGCUCAGAUGAAAAGGAGAGCAGAAGGAAGAGAAGAGACUGAAGAGGAGAGGGACGGUGAGGACAAAGAAAGUCCAAAUGAUGCAGUGGAGCCAUCAGCUGCCUUGCAACUGCCUGUCUCUCCGCGCCUUCCUGCUCGUCUUGCUGGAGCCGCACGAGUACUUCCACCCUUAGGUGUCACAGAUGCAGGUGCUAUAGCAUCUCCGGCGUGGCUCACAGAAUUGAAGUCGAAGAAGCGUAUCAGUCAACAUGAAGGGGAGUAGUGUCUGAGCAGUAUGCAGGAGCAACCACCACGCUGCUAGGAAAGAAUCCCUCCAUGUCAGAUGUUGCUGCAGAGAGACACCUCACCAAGGUCUUCAUUUUGCACUUAGAGUGCCUAUUUUGUACAUUUACUGAAAUAUGCAAAAAAGGAAAUUCAGGCGUUUGUGGAAUACAUUGAACACUUUUUGUCUUGUAAAUGAUUUGUUGCCAAGGCUAUGGGCCAUGAUUGUUUUUUUGUUAAUACCAAGUUCAUGUUUGAAGGUAAUUAUGGACAGACUGUGCAUACACAUAUGCACAUACAGUAUAUAAGACAGCACGAUAAUAUAAUGAUGUACAAAGCUAUACAACAAAGCAUGUGAUCACGUCAACCAGCUUACAGGAGAUUUAGUAAUGUUUUUAUGCUACCGGACUGUAUGAAUGUGUUUAUCUGCUUGAGAUUAAGUGCCUUUGUUUUCUAAUGGACAAAACGACCACCAUCAACAACUCAUUUCAUUCAGUUGAAA